AAAGCUAAAAAUCAUCUAAUUAUUUUAAUUAGCAUGGAUUUUUUUUCUCGCUUGUUAGCAUAAUACUAAAAAAAAAGUAAUUAUAAAAUAACAUCUUUUUUAAAAUGACCGUUCCACCGAGAUUAACUGAAAAGGUAAGCGCAGUCAAUGACGAAGAAGAACUUCGCCGUCGAGGGUUUAUUGUUGGAUGUAUAUUAGGUGAGGGAUCGUAUGCCAAGGUCAGGGCAGCGGUCAUAAAAAAGGGCGACUCUGUAGGACCAAAAGUUGCACUUAAGAUAAUAAACAAGAGGAAGGCGCCAAGGGAUUUUUUAACAAAAUUCAUGCCGAGAGAGUUAAAAGUCCUGCAGAAGGUCAAUCAUCCAAACGUCAUCAAGUGCUUCGAUAUCUUUUCUUUUGGACAUAAGACUUUUAUAGUAAUGGAGAUGGCUGGACAUGGUGAUUUAUUAGAAUAUAUCAAAUUAAGAGGAGCAUUGGAUGAGAACAAAUCAAAAUCAAUGUUCGGCCAAUUCGUUGAUGCUAUAGACCACCUACAUAACCUUAACAUAGUUCACCGAGAUUUAAAAUGUGAAAAUUUAUUGCUGGAUGUAAAAAAUAACAUUAAAGUCUCAGAUUUUGGAUUUGCGCGUGAACUUUCAGAUAAUGAAUUUAGCAAAACUUUUUGCGGGAGUGCGGCUUAUGCUGCCCCGGAGAUAUUACAAGGUAUAGCUUAUAAAGGUUACUCAUAUGAUAUUUGGAGUAUGGGCGUUAUUCUGUAUAUCAUGGUUUGCGGUUCUAUGCCGUACGAUGAUUCAAAUAUUAAAAAGAUGAUACGCUAUCAAACAGAGCGAAAGGUUAGCUUUUCUAGUUCAAAGAAAGUUUCCGACUCUUGCAAGAAGCUCAUACAUAAAAUAUUGGAGUCUGACGUCAAUAAAAGAGCUACAAUCAGUGAAAUUCGAAACUCUCCCUGGUUAUCCCCAGUAUUUAUUGAUUCCCCUGAAAAGAGUAAUUCAAACGUCUCGAAAUAGACCUCUCUUAAAUCCAUUGAUAUUUUCGAUUCGAUUAAUAAGCGCAGCUUGUAGGAAAUACAUAAAUAUCUAUUAUUCAUAAUAAAA
Dimorphilus gyrociliatus is the source of this 1091-nucleotide messenger RNA. Lineage: Eukaryota; Metazoa; Annelida; Polychaeta; Dinophilidae. The record is from the annotation of a GenBank genome assembly.